AUGUCUCUAUUACGAACCGGAAGACCACUCGGCCGAAACGCUGUCUCUUUCAGAGCUGGUCAAUUGACAUGUCGGACCAACGCUCGUUAUCUCAGCAGCACGCCCUCACGAGAAGCCGAGGAUGCUCCUAAAACCAGCCAAGCCGAUGCACCCGGUGUUGUAGCAAGAGGGAGUUCAAUGACACGGAAAGAAUCUCCUGCAGAGGCGAUGGCGCGGCAUCAGCCAGAUUAUAAUGCUACGGUUGACCACGGCACCUCAUUAUUCUCCCCUGUUCCCAAACGUGUUAUGGACGGCAGUGAAGCGAGCGGUUCCAUUGCUGCCGCAGUUAUAUCAGGGGCUCCUACCGACCUUCAAGCGCGAACAGUCAGGAUCUUCCAACCCUCGAAACCAGCGACGCAAUCGGGGACGUGGCAUACCCACCACUGGCGAAUGGAUUGGGAUGUUUUGUCAAAAGGCCAUCGCUGGGAAAAUCCGCUGAUGGGGUGGCAAUCUUCAGCUGAUGCGAUGCAAGCUACCCAUCUAGAUUUCAAAUCAAAGGAAGAUGCGAUAUCAUUUGCGGAAAAGCAAGGAUACGAAUAUUUUGUCCAGGAACCAAAUAAGCGAGCGUUCCGCCCCAAAGCAUAUGCGAACAACUUCUUACACGAACCUAAGAAGCUCAAAAUUGUCAGAACUAAAUAG
Molecule: messenger RNA, 678 nt
Organism: Histoplasma capsulatum G186AR
Lineage: Eukaryota; Fungi; Ascomycota; Eurotiomycetes; Onygenales; Ajellomycetaceae
Product: NADH-ubiquinone oxidoreductase
Exons: 3
Coding region: 1-678 (225 amino acids)
Biological process (GO): electron transport chain
Source: RefSeq, a predicted model, not a curated record